AUGACGCGUAAGUGGUUAUUUAUCAUUACCUGCUUAUUAAGUCAAGGCGUAAGCAAAGCCGGCCAAUGCACUUCACAAGGAAGAUUCCCUAAUCAAUACGACGAGUGUCGCGGUUUUACUAUGUGUAUAAGUGGGGCCGCUGGAUACAUGGAAUACAAUCUCACCUGUCCUGAAACAUUUAUAUUCAGCCAUAUAGAAAACCUCUGUACUAAUGUUACCAGUUACAAGUGCUUUCCGGAUUACAAUUGUACCGCAGUAGGAAAUUUUGAGGCUGAUUCAACGGAAAAUUGCAGAGCAUUUAUAUCUUGUGUGGAAGGUAUAAGUGGUUUGGUUGCACCAAGAUUGAUCGAAUGCCCGCAAGGAACAGUGUUCAACCUAACUGAAAAUUCAUGUGUCAAUGAAACUUUGCAUAAAUGCAAUAAAUCACCGAAAGUGCUCACGGUGUUAAUAAACCAUGUACCGAAGUUUUCAGAAAUCAAGUGGAUACUGGCAGACCACGACGUUUUACGGCUGACGAUGUAG
This is a messenger RNA of Parnassius mnemosyne (clouded apollo), 522 nucleotides long. The record is from the annotation of a GenBank genome assembly. Lineage: Eukaryota; Metazoa; Arthropoda; Insecta; Lepidoptera; Papilionidae.